UCUGUUUAGAGAGAAACAUGAAGCGAGGGAGACGAUGCUUCGGUGGCAACAGAAGCAGAAAGCGCACCCGCCCAACACCGCAACAGCUACAGGAGAUGCCUUUGGAGGUUGAGGCAGGGUCAGAGGGUAAAGGCUGUAUACCCAGCAUCCUCGAUGUUAGAGUACACAGCCAUCUUGGAUCUGCGAGGAGAAGAGAAAUUAAUGCGGUGACUAACAGCAUGUUUAGUGCUACCAGAAAGAGGUUUGUAGAAGGGGUGGAGAGUGACUACCCCGAUGACACAGUGUAUUAUGGCCAGACAUCCAUGUUCCCUCAUCCAUCAGACAAAGACAUGCUGGCAUCUCCAUCCCCAUCGUCGUCAGGUCAAUUGUCGCAGCUUGGUGCCAGUUUAUACGGGCCACAAAGUGCCCUAGGGUUCCCUAUGAGGGGCAUGAGCAACACGGCUCAGUUGAAUCGUAGCUUACCACAGGGCAACCAGCUACCGAGCCACGUUACCCCUGCCUCUGGAGUCGCCCCCACAAUGUCCAUCCAUACUCCUCCAUCGCCAAGCAGGGGCAUCCUGCCCAUGAACACGCGGAACAUGAUGAACACCCCUCAGCAGGUGGGGCGCCAGGAGGUCAUGGUGGGGGGCAUGCCUAGUGGGGGCAGGACCAACAGCCUGGGCAGCUCGGGCCUGGGCAGCCCUAACCGUGCCUCUCCCAGCAUCAUCUGCAUGCCCAAGCAACAGCAGUCACGGCAACCUUUCACCAUCAACAGUAUGUCGGGGUUUGGAAUGAACCGGAAUCCAUCGUUCGGGAUGAACAACUCGUUACCCAGCAACAUCUUCAACGGAACAGAUGGAAGUGAAAACGUGACAGGUCUGGACUUGUCAGACUUCCCAGCGUUAGCAGACCGGAGUCGGAGGGAAGGAGGUGGGAACCCUACUCCUCUCCUCAACCCACUGGCUGGGAGGGCUCCUUAUGUUGGAAUGGUCACCAAACCCUCAAACGAACAGUCCCAAGACUUCUCCAUCCAUAACGAGGACUUCCCUGCACUGCCUGGUCCCAACUACAAGGACCCCACGUCGAACAACGACGACAGCAAAACGAAUCUAAACUCUUCAGGUAAGACUUCCAGCAGCACAGAUGGGCCCAAGUUCCCCGGGGACAAGAGCUCAACAGCCCAGAACAACAACCAGUUGAAGAAAGGCAUACAGGUGUUACCGGACGGUCGUGUGACGAACAUUCCCGGGGGCAUGGUAACAGACCAGUUUGGGAUGAUUGGCUUGUUAACGUUCAUCAGGGCAGCGGAGACGGACCCUGGCAUGGUGCACCUGGCACUGGGCAGUGACCUGACAACACUAGGACUCAACCUCAACUCGCCAGAAAAUCUGUACCCCAAGUUUGCAUCUCCCUGGGCGUCAGCACCGUGUCGACCCCAGGACAUCGACUUCCAUGUUCCAUCUGAGUAUUUAACCAACAUUCACAUAAGGGACAAGGUAUGUACCUCAGAGACAGAAUAAACCCAGGGUUGGGUUGCUGUUGGCCAACAUGGCCACAACACACCACCAUUCACCC
Messenger RNA from Oncorhynchus kisutch (coho salmon), 1554 nucleotides. Its product is annotated as CCR4-NOT transcription complex subunit 2-like. The record is from RefSeq and is a predicted model, not a curated record. The transcript has 12 exons. The coding region runs from base 18 to 1499 and encodes 493 amino acids. Gene Ontology annotation, cellular component: CCR4-NOT core complex. NCBI's taxonomy places the organism in Eukaryota, Metazoa, Chordata, Actinopteri, Salmoniformes, Salmonidae.